Messenger RNA from Cryptotermes secundus, 2716 nucleotides. RefSeq names its product homeobox protein SIX6. The transcript has 2 exons. Gene Ontology annotation, cellular component: nucleus; transcription regulator complex. Gene Ontology annotation, biological process: regulation of transcription by RNA polymerase II. Lineage: Eukaryota; Metazoa; Arthropoda; Insecta; Blattodea; Kalotermitidae. Gene Ontology annotation, molecular function: RNA polymerase II cis-regulatory region sequence-specific DNA binding; DNA-binding transcription factor activity, RNA polymerase II-specific. The record is from RefSeq and is a predicted model, not a curated record. Bases 32 to 1168 code for a protein of 378 amino acids.
UAGGCCAUGAUGACGAUUUACUAGGCAGUGGAUGCGUGGCGGACAAGACAUUGGUCCCGCCAGCCACCAGGAGGCUGGCUCUCCCGUGGUCGCGGUGGAUCCUAGGCAGCAGACACCGUCACCGACACCCCAUCUGCACCACCACCUCCACGAAGAGGACGAGUUUCCCGGUCAGAAUCGCAUGGUGGCCCAUGCAAUGGCUCUCGGACUCGGUGGCCUGAGCGCCGUCCAUCCGCAGGGACUGGGUCCGUCCUCCGCGGCGGCGGCAGCAGCGGUGGUGGCUGGGGUCAACUCUGUGGCGGCUUUGGCGGCGGCGUCCGGGGGCGGUGCGCCGGCAGUAGUCGUCCCGCCGCCCCCACCCCUAAUACCUAGCCCGAUGUUCGCAUUACCGACGCUGAAUUUCACAGUUUCGCAAGUGGCCGCCGUGUGCGAAACACUGGAAGAAAGUGGUGACAUCGAGAGGCUCGCCCGCUUCCUCUGGUCCUUGCCUGUGGCCCACCCCAACAUCUCAGAACUGAACAAAAACGAGGCUGUGUUGCGGGCGAGGGCCAUCGUCUCCUUCCAUAGCGGCAAUUACAGAGACAUGUACACAAUAUUAGAGCACCAUAAGUUCACUAAGGAAUCUCACGGCAGGUUACAAGCGAUGUGGUUAGAGGCGCAUUACCAGGAGGCAGAGAAACUCAGAGGACGUCCUUUAGGGCCAGUGGAUAAGUACAGAGUUCGUAAGAAGUUCCCGCUACCCAGAACGAUCUGGGAUGGCGAACAGAAGACACAUUGCUUCAAGGAGAGGACCAGGAGUCUCCUGAGGGAGUGGUACCUCCAGGACCCGUAUCCUAACCCCACGAAGAAGCGGGAACUGGCACAGGCGACGGGACUCACACCAACUCAGGUCGGAAACUGGUUCAAGAACCGACGGCAGAGAGACCGCGCGGCCGCCGCUAAAAACAGGAUGCAGCAGCAGCAACAGCUGGCAGCACAGUUAUCCCAUCACCACGGAUCACCGCGGAGAUCCACCGAGCCCCCCCACAGCCCUACAGCGGCCAGUACGACGUCCGACUCCAGCAUCAGUCUGGGGGCACACUCGCCUCCCAUCCCCACAUCGCACACUCAGUCCCACACGUUGCCCCUGGCGCUUCACCGCCCCUUUUCACCCCCCAGACUCACGUGAUAUCGGCCCCCGCACCCGCCCCCCGGAUGUUGGUGACAGUAGAAAUUUUAUCUCCAGUUGACCUAUCUGUCUGGUCUUCUAUAGCGGGUGUUAAAGAGUGACACAAACACCUGUGUUUAACAAACUGUAAUUGUGCUUUGUGGAGAAACUGCUCCUUCUUUUUCUACAAGCACAGAGUAACGAAAGAAGUGUAGAUUAUGUAAUGAAUGUGUGAUGACUGAAGAAGACCUCAGGUCAACUAUAAAUUGAAAAAUAUUUAAGAAGAAUUUAUUUGAUAACAUGGUCAAAUAUCACACUAUUAUUCUGUAAGUCCUGAGAGAUUUUAAAUGAAAGUCAGUCUGAUCAUUAGACCACAAAUUAAUAAAUAUAUUAUUGCAGGGAGUCAAACAUCAUUCAAAUUAUUUAAAGGGUGCAAUGCCGUGUUAUACAGCUACCAAGAAAAACCUCUCGAAUAGUUCGAAAUUUAAAAUUCUGUUAACAUUUUCAUCACCACCAAAUAAUCUCUAUAUUUUUAAUCAAUAAGUAUAUAAAUUUGUUCAUAACAUGUGUACGCGUUUCAGGUCGCCUACCAUAUAUGGGCAUAACCUUCACGAGAAAUAUAAAUAAAUUAUUGGUUAAAUACAAAAAUAAUCCGUGCACUGAAUGUCAAUUGAUUCACAAAACAACACUUAGAAAUUUUUCAGGAAACAGGAAAUUAGUUCUAAAACUGGCAAUUCUAUAGACAUUUGAUUUAAUAAACAUAAAUUUGAAAGGAGUUAUUUGAGACUGUGUAAUUUUGUAUCCUUUAAUCAAUCGGCAUACAGCCACAUUUCAGAUAAACGUCAUAUUCGUUCAUAUAUAUUUUUAGAGGAGCCCGCCAACGUAAAUUAGAUCGAACUGCGGCCUGUUUCGGAGGAAUAUAUCGCUUCUGUCUUCAAGAUCGAAUAUUAAGUCAAGCAACUAUUACAUGUUUUAUGCAGUUAUGUUUUUCUUAGCUUAUUCUUCGGCCCUGAAGUUGGAGGCGACAGAUUCCUCUGAAACGUCGGUUGGAUUUUAACGGAAUAUAUGACGUUAUAUCCAAAAUAUAGUAAUCUUCGUGAGUACUUCUUCUGAAAAUAUUGCAAAAUACGGUAAUUACUCAAAAUUGUCCCAUUGUGUACCAUAUACUCGUGCCCGUAAAUAUAAGGCAAUACUUUUACUUAAAGAAACGACUUUUCAUUUUUAAUAAUAAAAUAGCCUACAAGAAUUCAUAAUAAUAUACUGCAGUAUCCUUUUGCACUGCGUAAUCUAAUUUUGUAUUCCAACUUAUUGCCAUCUUUGUGCAAACUCCUUGAUAUAUCAUAACAUCUACAAAUAAAACACCAACGUAACCCGUUAAAUAUUACCUUGACACCAGACACUAGCAUAACAACGGCAAGGUAGCCUAAACUGUUCUGAAGCUUUUACAUGGAAAAUGAAAAGCCGAACAGCGUAAUUUCCUUCAACUCGACACUUUAUAGGAGGGCAUGCGGUAACGUAGUUGGUUGAGGCACUACGCUACAAGCCGGAAGGUCGCUGGUUCGAGACUCG